This is a messenger RNA of Effrenium voratum, 2653 nucleotides long. The record is from the annotation of a GenBank genome assembly. Lineage: Eukaryota; Dinophyceae; Suessiales; Symbiodiniaceae.
GAUGACGCGGACGGGGCUGGAUGAGCUGCAGAGCCUUCUGGGGGCCGAGUUGCAGGGCUGCGCCGUGCCGGGCUUCGGCCGGGGGCUGUGGGACUUCUGCAAAGAGGAGCACCCCUUCAGGACGUGGCAAUGGGUUGCGCUGCCCUACUGCACCGGGGACCAGCACCUGGGGAACAACGUGGCCAGGUACCCGGACGGAGAGGGCGGCUUUCUGGAAGUGCAGCACGUGGGCGCCAGGAACGCGGAUUCCGUGCUGCGCUGGGUGCAGAGCUUGUUCCCGGACCUCGAGCGCAUCUACGUGACCGGGGAGUCUGCGGGGGGCUGGGCCUCCUUCGCAUGGACUGCGGAGAUUGCUCGGCGCUUCCCCAACGCCCAGGUGACCGGCUGGGCGGAUUCCUCGCUGCACCUGCUGUGCCCCAGCAGCGAGUGCGACGAGGCCCUCAAGACGGUGAGCGAGAGCUGGGGCGCCCCCAACGAGUUCACCGAGGGGGGCCUGUGGACUACCGAGGCGCUGCAGCCUGGUUGGGGCUUGCCAGAGUUCCUGGCGGACACCCUCAAGAGCUUCAAAGGCCGGGUGCGCUUCGGCAUCUUCACGAGGCGCCGAAAGGGGGGGAAGCUUUACGCCGGGCGUUGGAGGACCGCGGAUGAAGAGCAGCUGCUCUUUUGGGACCUCUUCGGCGGCUUGAAGGCGGUUCCACAGGACAAGUGGACCGAGGGCCUGGUGUCUCUGUUGCACUCCUUCGAGCGCGACGCCUCACCCGCGCUGCUGCGGACCUUCGUCUCCCCCGGGGCCACCCAUGGAAUCCACCGCUCCGAGGAGGUGUGGACGCUGCAGGUGCAAGGCGCGGUUCUUGAAAGCACAGGAAGCCGAGGCAUCCGCUUCGUUGAGUGGCUGCGGGAUCUCGGCGGCUGCCAGGCGCACGCCGCGCGGGUCUGGGACCCCGCGGUGGGCGUCGCGGCAAGCUACGCGGCGGAGAACGCCUCGGAGGCCGCCGCCUACAGCUGCGCCGCCCCGCCGCGCGGCUGGAGAGCGUUCGACCACCACCCCCGUGCCGGGCGACUCCUCAGCCUCCAGUGGCGCUUUCCCACUGAUGCCGCUGGCUGCCCGCUCGUUGCUUUCUUCCUGCCCGGUUCGGCCAUUCUCCCUCGCCUGCCGCAUGGCUCGCGUGAGCCAAAGAAGCGCGGCACUGCGAAAGAAGCGCGGCGGGAGAGCAUCCUCCCCAUCCUCCGGGAUGCGCAGGCUCGCUUGCUCCGGCCAGACUGUACGUUCGUGCCGCGACGGGUGACGGUCCGCUGCCGGCUCGUGAGCUGCCCGACGCUGGCGCCGGCCGACCUGCCGGAGCUGCGGGGCGCGGCCUGGCCGCUGAUGCUGGGGCAGAUGAGCCCAGGCUUUCAGUCGGGAGUGGCCGGCGAGGUGUUGACGGCACUCUCCGAUGCUUGGGAUGCCUUCGACAUCGACUUUGGUCGCCUGCCGGAAGUGCCUCGUGCAGAGCCCUCCACGGUGAAGGUGACGCGAGCUGGCGCGGCGCACGCCGUUGCCUGGUGGUGGGAGCUGGAUCUGGGUGGAGGGCUUCGGCACAGCAGCUGGACAACGGCGGCUCGCUCAGAUGAAGCGCGCCCUGCCAGGAACCACUGGCGGCCCUGCCUGUCCUUUCUGGGACGCCUUGACGUUGAAGAAGGCCAAGAGGUGGCGGUCACGGCCGCGCAUGAUGACGAGGGCGUGUGGUUCACCUGGGGCUGCCAAGGCGUUCCGCCGCGGUGGCUGGAGGGCGUCACCCGCAUCCCGCCGGAGCGGGAGCGGCUGCUGAUGGCCGCUUCCGAGACUUGGAGCGCGCCGUUGCGGGCGGCGGCCGCCGAGGCCGCGGCGCACGGGGGCCCUGUGCUGCUGUUGCCGGCGGAGGAUUGCCUCUCUUUGGGGGUGAUGGCAGAGGGCCUCGGUUCGGUGCCUGGGCGGGUGCUCAAGCCGAAACACCUUGCGCAAUGCGACACGCCAAUGCCAGGCGUGGCUGUUUUGGGCCCGGAUGAGGCCGUCGCAGCGGUGGUGCUGGAGCCUUUCGCGCUGGGAGACGAACUGCCCUGGCUGAAGGCCUUCCGCUGUCUGCCGGGCGGAGCCCACGUGCCGGCAGCUGCCCACGGUGGGGUAACGAUCCUGGCGGUGCUGGUCGAGUGUGAGGGGGCCUGGCUGGCGAGGCAGCCUUUGGGCAAGCUCUGUGGUGUGUCCAUGGAAGCGGCCAAUCCCUACCUGGUUCCGGAGCGGCCCUCGUUGCUGGAGUGCCAUCUGAACGAGAUCGCCUGGCGACCGCUCUGCAGGCCUCAGCCGCUGCUGAGCCUCACUUCAGACGCGGCGCGGCGCCUGGCCGACGGCAGCGUGGCCGGCCGCUGUAGGUUGGAGCCCACUUCGAGCAGGUGCCACGGGGUGGCGUUGUGGGCAGAGUUCAAGGUGAACGAGACCAGCAUCAGCACAGGCCCGGAGCAGAACGGCUGCUGCCAGGCCCUGCAGCUUCUGGAGGAGGUCCUCGAGGGCAAGCCCGUGGAGGUGGAGCUGUUGUUGGAAAACGGCCAGGCCAAGAUCUCGGCGCUUCCAGUGGGCGUGAAGCGAAGCGCGGACGCGGAAAAAAACCACGCGACUUUGCGGUCGGAGGGAACGCGGUGA